Molecule: messenger RNA, 1128 nt
Organism: Ananas comosus (pineapple)
Lineage: Eukaryota; Viridiplantae; Streptophyta; Magnoliopsida; Poales; Bromeliaceae
Product: BTB/POZ and MATH domain-containing protein 1-like
Exons: 1
Coding region: 1-1128 (375 amino acids)
Biological process (GO): protein ubiquitination
Molecular function (GO): protein binding
Source: RefSeq, a predicted model, not a curated record
AUGACGUCUUCCUCCGCUGCUGCCGCUGCUGCUGCUGUGCCAUACAAGGGCACGUCCUCGACUUUGGCGCCGGAGUGGGCGAGUGGGUCCCACCGGUUCAAGAUCGCGGCCUACUCCCUGACCAAGGGGAUCGGCGUCGGCCAGUUCUUCGAAUCCGCCGCGUUCGCCGUCGGCGGCCACGACUGGGUCGUCAGGUACUACCCCGACGGCGAAACCGAUGGCACCACCGACUACGUAUCUUUCUUCGUGAGGCUCGCCAGCCCGGCCGCAGGCGUCACGGCCAAGUUCAACCUCACAUUGGCGGCGCAGGAGCACGACACGGACGGCAGCGGCGGACCCGCGCCUCCGCCGAUCACAAUAUCAGCGCGCGAGAAGCCGUGCCAGUUCACGACGACCGCCAGAACCUGGGGCUACAAGAACUUCGUCAAAAGAACCGAUCUGGAGGCGUCGCAGUACCUGAAGGACGACUGCUUGGCGGUCGACUGCACCGUCACGGUGCUGAAGAAACUGCAUGUGAUAGCGCCCGACGGUCUUCCCGCCAUCGCAUCUCCGCCCUCCGACUUGCACCGUCACCUCGCCCGCCUCUUGGACAGCGGAGAGGGAACCGACGUCGCCUUCCAAGUCGGCGGGGAGACUUUCGCCGCCCACAGGUGCUUGCUCGCCGCGCGGUCGCCAGUCUUCAGAGCAGAGCUCUUCGGCCCCAUGAUGGAAAAGAGCGUGCAGUUCAUAAGAAUAGAGGAUAUGGAACCCGUGGCAUUCAAUGCUAUGCUUCAUUUCGUCUACUCGGAUUCGCUGCCUCAGUUCGAAGAUCCGGGGACUUCGACUUUGAUGCUUCAGCAUUUACUCGCCGCUGCGGAUCGGUAUGGAAUGGAGAGGCUGAGGUUAGUGUGCGAAGAGAAGUUGUGCCGGGACCUCAGCGUAAACAUGGUGGCGACAACGCUGGCCUUGGCCGAGCAGCACCGCUGCGCCCAACUCAAAGCAGCCUGUCUCGAAUUUGUGGCCUCUCCCGGCGUACUGACUGCCGUUAUGCAGACGGACGGGUUCGAGCACUUGAGGAUAAGUUGCCCGUCGAUUCUGACGGAGCUCUUAGAGAUGCUAGCUGAGCAAAUAAGUAAAGCGCCAAAAUAA